Molecule: messenger RNA, 859 nt
Organism: Toxorhynchites rutilus septentrionalis
Lineage: Eukaryota; Metazoa; Arthropoda; Insecta; Diptera; Culicidae
Product: endocuticle structural glycoprotein ABD-4-like
Exons: 3
Coding region: 153-554 (133 amino acids)
Cellular component (GO): chitin-based extracellular matrix
Molecular function (GO): structural constituent of chitin-based larval cuticle
Source: RefSeq, a predicted model, not a curated record
CUUUCGUCAGAUUUCCUAUCAACUGGUGUUUGGAAGAGUGAAGUGCAGCGCCGGGUUGAGCGGAGUACGCGUGUUUUUAGGAUAAAUAAACGCUGGCGGUAAAUUCAGUCGUUCGGUUUGGUGAUUAAGUUUAACAGUGUGAAACUAACGAAAUGAAAUUAGAAGUGCUUCUGCUGGCAACGUGCAUCGCGGCAACAAUCGCAGCACCCCAACGGCCUGAUGCGGAGGCAGAAAUAAUCUCACAAGAUAGCAACAUCGAUCCAGACGGCUCUUAUCAGUACAGCUAUGAAACCGCCAACGGUAUUCGCGGCCAGGAACAGGGUACCCUGAAGCGAGCCAGCAGCCCAGACACCAGUGACGUUAUAAUAGCGUCCGGUUCGGUUUCCUAUACCGCGCCCGAUGGCCAGGUCAUCACGUUGAACUACGUUGCCGACGAUGAGAAUGGCUACCAGCCGCAGGGCGAUCAUCUGCCAACUCCGCCACCGAUCCCACCCCAAAUUCAAAAGGCGCUGGAUUAUUUGGCCAGUUUACCUCCAUCGAAUCGAAGACGUUAGACACCCCUUCAGGAGCCCUGACUCGCGACUCAGUAGACUUCAUAUCCGCCCACCCAAGGGAGCGUGAUGGCCAAUACUCAAUUUCUAGUGUUUUGAUAGUGUCAUAAGCGUUACUUUCGCGUGUUGUUAUACUUGUAAUCUUGUAGUUUUUAGGAGCAAAACGGUCGCAUCGAAAAAAGCGGCUCGAUAAAAGGUAUUUCGUGUUCAAUUGCUUUAACCGACAAUGCAUUACUAUUCGAAUGGAGAAGGAUACUACUGCAUUACCAAUGUUCAAAGGCGUUAUUAAAAUCGCAUGUUGAAAAACA